Messenger RNA from Psylliodes chrysocephalus, 636 nucleotides. The record is from the annotation of a GenBank genome assembly. NCBI's taxonomy places the organism in Eukaryota, Metazoa, Arthropoda, Insecta, Coleoptera, Chrysomelidae.
AUGACGUCUUUUUUAAAAGAAUCAAACAAUAAAAACAGUGAGGAGAAAAAUGUUCUUGAAGACUACUUCAACAAAGAUUUCAAAAACAGCAACUUUUAUAAAUUUAUGGCAAAUUUCCAAGAAUCGAGUUCUAUUAAGUUUAACGAAACCGAAAUUUUUAAAUAUUUCAACAAUGAUUUUGAAAAGAGCAAAUUUUAUAAAUAUUUAGAGAGUCUGAAAGAUACUAAAAAUUUUACAGAUUUUAAGAAAAAUAUGUACGACUAUUUCAAUAACGACUUUAAAAACAGUGGAUUUGUAAAAUAUUUAGAGGAUUUAAAAAAUUAUAAAAUCUCUUUAAAUGAAGAUUUUUCAAAAAGUAAUAUGUUUAAUUAUUUCAAUAAAGAUUUUGAAAAGAGCAAAUUUUAUCAAUACCUCGAAAACUUAAGAAAACCUGUUCCUCCGCUAUUUCAAAAUAUCCCUGAAUUUGAAAAAUUGGUUGAUUCAGAAAAAACUGAAGAUAAAAAAGUUGUAGUAUCCAUUACUAUAAAUACUAUUUUUAUAAUAUGCAUGUGUUUUUUGCAAGCCAUUUUGAUUUAUAAGAAGUUUUAUAAAAAAAUUGCAAGAACCAGGGAACAAGUAGAAUUAAUUGAAGCUUGA